Molecule: messenger RNA, 228 nt
Organism: Rhinocladiella mackenziei CBS 650.93
Lineage: Eukaryota; Fungi; Ascomycota; Eurotiomycetes; Chaetothyriales; Herpotrichiellaceae
Exons: 1
Coding region: 1-228 (75 amino acids)
Source: RefSeq, a predicted model, not a curated record
AUGGGUGCCCCAUCCGCCGAUCCAGCCUAUCGAAACUCCCCGGGUAUAGUCCAAGGACAAGGAGACCAUCUCCUGGUUUGUCAUGCAAUCCGUUACGACGAACGCGAUUUCACCAUCGUUGAACGGGACGAGAAGGAAAGUAGUCAGAAAUACCAUCUAGAGAAUCCAUAUUGGAAGACGUUUGACCCUGGUGUCGUGCCUUUGCUAAAGGGGAACAAAUGGAAUUGA